This is a messenger RNA of Parathielavia appendiculata, 809 nucleotides long. RefSeq lists its product as uncharacterized. Lineage: Eukaryota; Fungi; Ascomycota; Sordariomycetes; Sordariales; Chaetomiaceae. The transcript is spliced from 2 exons. The record is from RefSeq and is a predicted model, not a curated record. The coding region runs from base 278 to 766 and encodes 162 amino acids.
AUGACUGAGCAGGGAGUGCUGUCCGAAGACGAGGGCGUCUCGGCCAUCUACAUCAAGAAGCUCUCCCACACCAUCCGCGACGGCGAUCCCAUCAGGGCGGUUAAUCGCUCGAUCUGCGUGGCCACAGACGGCAAGACGGCUGGCUUCACGCUGCCCAACCCGGAAAGCCAUGAGAAGUUAAUGAGGGGGGCAUCACUUGUCCAGUAUCCAUGACUUGCUGAUAUUCCUCAGUUCAUUGGAAAGAAGCCAAACUCACUGUGCCCACUAAGUCCAUGCCAUGGCACGAGGUUCGCCUAGAGCGGGUUGCCGUCAAACAGCUUCGGCAUCGGCGGCGCCAACGCGCACGUCAUCCUCGAGUCAGCGGCGUCUUGCGGCGCUGACAGAGAGGUCGACAGAGCUGCAACGGAGACAGAGGGUUACCCGAGCAAGCAUCUUCUGCUCUUCUCGGCAAAGCACUCAAAGUCCCUGGAGGCGUCAGCACAAAAGCACGAGGGAUACCUAUCUUACCCUGCACCCUGACUCACUUCCCGACCUGGCAUACGCUCUCAACACGAAGCGUGAAGUGCACCCGUUCCACACCUUUGCGUUACAGAUGAUUUGGGCUCGUUCGAGCUGCCUCGCGUUGCCAAGCCAGCCUCUGAAGCGUCGCCCAAUCUGGUAUUCGUGUUUACCGGGCAGGGUGCGCAGUGGGCGAGGAUGGAUCGUGAGCUUAUCGUCAGCGAGGGAGUGUUCCAAAGAACGAUUGAUGCACUUGACGUUGUGCUGAGGGAGUUGCCGAAUGAUCCGAGGUGGAUUUGGGGAGGUACAUG